CGUAAUAUAGCAGAGCAAGGAUCCAGUGCAACACAAGCAGACGACUGUUCACAUUGUGGAUUGGAUUCAAAGACUUUCUCGCCCAUGUUACAUCUCAACUCCCUGAACAUCUCCCACUUUCUUGAUUGAGAUUUAUGUUUAUAGAUUUCCAUUCGUUAGUGGUGUUACCUGCCUAACAGAGACUGUGUCAAACCUGAUAGAAAUCUUGUGGAGUUUUAUUGGAUUAUAUUUUGUUCAUUUGACGGUAAAGUAAAAAAUAUGCAUGACGUUUAAUCAAAGAUUGUAAUCCUGGUCAUAAUUUCUAAUGAAGUACUUCCUAGUCCACUGCACCAACCAAAGCCAUCCUCCCCAUUCAAGUCUAUGUGAUACCCCAAAACAACUCCAUACAUCCUGUUUCAUCAGGGAAUAACUAGACUUUUGGGAAAAUGUCCAAAGGACCCAAAAUUCAUGAGAUCUUCAGCAACGCUGGGAAGAACAUUGCCUUUACCUACGAAAACCAGGAAACCAAGCAGCAGAUCCAGCUGAGCAAAAAGAAGAAUGCGGUCUCCGGGCCAGGCAUGAAAAAGUUUGGUGGCUACAAGCCCAAAAUUCUCAGCGGCCAAAACGACUUCCUGUCACUACAAAAUGACACACCUAAUGUGUCUCUGGGGUUGUCAGGUAACAGUGUGAGCAGGACUAACCAGACUCUGACCAAACCUAAGCCAUGGGUCAUUGGGGAUAAAAAUGUACCUAUGGUGCUGGCACCCUUGUCAAGUGAAGAAGACAAUGACUCUGUUGAUGUCAAUGGGAAUAACCAUGACAAUGGUCAUAUUAAUGAUGCCCCUAAUGACUUCGGACACCUGUAUAACGACCAGAUGAGAGAUGUUGAGAACUCAAUGCGUACACAGAACAUUCAUUCGGACACAUCGACCUUGAUUUCAUAUUCCAGUGACCACGACCAAGGUGUGGACAAUCCAGCCGCCUCUUUGAUGUCCAUUGUGGACACGCUGAAUGCAGGUGAAGCUCCAGAGAAACCACCUCACAUUAAUGGAAAGCAUCACCAUCCAACAGUUGACCUUUCACACUCUAACUCUGUGGAUGUUCAUGUUUCUGAAGAAGUGUUCAUUCCCGCCCCAGACUACGAUGAAGAGGAGCGCACACUGGACUUCACUUCGGAGGACACAGAUGACCCCGAUAGCCCUGAGGGUGGACAGCGGAACCCCAAAGCCAGGCCUCUGUCCAAAGUCUAUGACGGCGAAGACUUCUCUCAAUAUCUCUCAGAUGAUGAUGACAACAAUGUAGAGCUUCGCCAAAAAUCUAACAAAAAUACACUAACCAGAAAGUCAACCUCAGAAGCAGCAAAGCCUAAGCUGAAUCAGAAACAUUUAAUGUUCAAACAAAACACUCUUGGAAAGAACAAACGACACAGUUCAGGAUCUGUCCCAGGAUUUAACAGUGUCAGACACUUCAGCUAUGCAGAUUCCAAAUUUGGCACAAAAGGCAGAAAUACUUCCAAGAGUAUGGCCUUCACAGAACUGACUGAUGAGGGAGAUGUGUUCUUGAGUGCCAAUUCACAGCAGGGGUCUUACGAGUCUUUUCUACGUUCUCGCAACGGUGAUGUUAUACCCCACCGUGAAACCAGUGACAGUGGCCUGGAUAUGGUGGAAGAUGGUCACUUGGCCCAUCAGAGGAACAAAGGUGAUACUCUAUGGAAAAAGAUGACCUACAGGUUUAAACAUAAGUCAAGUAAGGUUAAUUAAAUGCCCCUUGUCUAAUGUUAAUUAAGGCCUACACAUCAUAAAAGCAUUAACAUUCCACAGAAUCUGUUGAAAAUAUUUAUUAUUGUAAAUGAGGGAAUUGAAACACUACUUGUUAGAUGAUGAAUGUUGAAGAGGACCUGCUCAUUAGAAACAAAAAACUGUCCUAGUAAUAACUAAAAAAUAAUUUACUACUAAAGACAGUAAUUGUAUGUAGAGCAGGAUAGAAUAAAGUGAUACAGUUCGGUCAGUAAUGAAGACUGAUCAAAUUUUAUGCAUUCUUUAAUUUUUUUUUGGUCUGGAUCUAGAACUUAAUUGUACAGAUGUUUUUACUUUAUGCAUUUUUUGUCCUUGUUGAAACAUAAUAAAUUGUGGUGUCAUUUUAGUGUACACAGCAGUGUUGACCUUUUUACUGAAUGAAAUUCUUGCUUGGUCUUUUUUAAAAGGUAUUUUAAAACAGCUUGUCAGACCAUUUUUAUACUAUUAAAAGCUUUACAACUGUUAAACAGAAAUCCAUACUGACAAUACAUGGACAUUCACUCCUGACAAAAUUUUUACCUUUUAAUGCACCUAUAAAUGUAGAACUAUUAUAGAAAGUUAGAUUUCUGUUUUGGUUUUUAAAAAGUCUGUAAUCAGAUGUUGUGUUAAAUUAUUUAACAAAUAUUUUUUUAUACCAGGGGAGGUUAAGCCUUGGGAAAAGUUUAGUUUAAUUUUUAGAGAGGCAAACAACAAACCAAAACAAUUAUGAAAAUCUGAACUGUGUUCUAAAACUAUUGUCAUUGUCUACAAACUAAGGCCCACUAGUACUGGCCCACAAGUACCAGACCUUGCAAUGUAUGAGGGAAGAGGAUGUUAGAAGGUUCAGUUAACGACCAACCACCUUUACUUCCCCAAUGUAUGCUAGGUACCACAUUAGAGCUCUAAAUUCAUAACUUCAAUAGAAUGUGAACUCCACAGUACAGAAGCAAAGUGUUUUACCACUCAGCCACCAUGCCCUUAGAAUAGUAUUACUAAUGCAAAUUCUUGUACAAAAAUUCAUAGAUUAUAUCUUAUAUAAUACAGACGUUACUUCAAAAAAGAAGAUGAUUACGUCCUACGUGUCAUGCAUAUUAACCAAUGACUUAAAUUCUGCCAAGUCACUGGUUUUCCUGGCUAGCUCAGGCAACCCAUUCCAUGCUCUAAUAGCGCUAGGGAAGAAAGAGUAUUUCAAUGCAGUUAGUCAGCAGUAACAUCUCUAGCAUCCUUUAAAAUUUAUUAAGAGGUCAGUUUUCUGCUCCACUAUACGAGUGUAUAAUUCCAAGGCUAUGUCAGUCCAGUUGUUUAUAUUGCUGUGACAAUUAUAUUUUACAUUGUUUAUAUGGUAAAUGUAUAUAGUUUAUGUACACAAUAAAUAUUUAUACAAACUCA
Biomphalaria glabrata is the source of this 3143-nucleotide messenger RNA. RefSeq lists its product as uncharacterized. Lineage: Eukaryota; Metazoa; Mollusca; Gastropoda; Planorbidae. The transcript is spliced from 2 exons. The record is from RefSeq and is a predicted model, not a curated record. The coding region runs from base 426 to 1739 and encodes 437 amino acids.